AUGGUCAAGCAAAACAAUCUGAAGGCUGCGCUAGAUCGCAAUAAAGGUGUCGACUACGCCAAAGACAAGCAAAAGAAACUGCAAAAAGAAGCCCAGAAGCGCAAACUCAAGCAGAAGCGCAGUGAGGUCGAUAUCGAUGCGCUGGACGAGGAUGUAGCUGGUGAGGAGGAGGAGGACGAAGAGGCACAGGCAUUGAGUGAAGAGCUCAGGGAUCAGGUCGCACAGAUCAUUGCCGCAGAUGGCGCAUCGCUGAAGGAGAAGACGAAUGGAGAGGCAGAGGGCUGGGAGACAGACGAGAGUGAGGACGGAGAAGAGGAUGAGGAGGAUGCAGAAGGCGGGGUCAAUCUCGACACCUUCGAGGAUGAGUCAGAUUCUGAUUCCGAUGAGGACGAGACAUUCUACACCGCGGCAGCUACGUCACCCAAGAAGAAGAACAUAGGUGGUGUCCCUGUUGAAGAAGAGGACGAUGAUGUCGAAGACGAAGAUGACAUACCACUCUCCGACAUCGAGUCUUUAGCUUCGGAAGACAAAGGCGACGUGAUACCCCACCAACGACUCACAAUCAACAACACAGCCGCCCUUCAACGAGCACUGAAGUCCUUCGCGCUACCAUCCAGUCUACCAUUCUCAGCGGCUCAAUCAGUGACAACCUCCGAGCCAGUUCAAAUAGCAGACGAAGAAGAUGACCUCACCCGCGAACUUGCCUUCUACCAACAAUCCCUGAACGCGGUCAAGGAAGCUCGCAUCCAACUCAAGAAAGAAGGUGUACCUUUCACACGACCCGCAGAUUACUUCGCCGAAAUGGUGAAAAGUGAAGAACAGAUGGGUAAAGUGAAGCAGAAGAUGGUUGACGAGGCAGCGAGGAAGAAGGCAAGCUCGGAUGCGAGAAGGCAGCGCGAUUUGAAGAAGUUCGGAAAGGCAGUGCAGGUUGCUAAGUUGCAGGAGAGGGAUCGAGCGAAGAGGGACAUGUUGGAUAAGGUUGGGGCUUUGAAGAGGAAACGUUCCGGCGGCGCCGAACUCACGGCAAACGAGGACUCCAUGUUCGACGUCGCACUCGAAGACGCCGCGACGACCGAGAAAAAGGACCGUGCGGACCGGCGAGCCAAAGGCGCUGCUGCAGGUGGCAAACGAGGUCGUGACGGUGAUGGUGGGCCCAACAGAAAGCGUCAAAAGAAGGAUGAGAAGUUUGGGUUCGGUGGGAAGAAGAAGUUUGCGAAGAGUAAUGAUGCGAGGAGUACGGGGGAUAUGAGUGGGUUUUCGGCGAGGAAGAUGAAGGGGGGUGCGAAGGGUGGGGCGAAGAGGCCGGGGAAGAGUAAGAGGGCUAGGACUUGA
This is a messenger RNA of Recurvomyces mirabilis, 1332 nucleotides long. It is a transcript of the gene ebp2, whose product is annotated as rRNA-processing protein EBP2. Gene Ontology annotation, cellular component: preribosome, large subunit precursor; nuclear periphery; nucleolus. The transcript is spliced from 2 exons. Gene Ontology annotation, biological process: ribosomal large subunit biogenesis; rRNA processing. Bases 1 to 1332 code for a protein of 443 amino acids. The record is from RefSeq and is a predicted model, not a curated record. NCBI's taxonomy places the organism in Eukaryota, Fungi, Ascomycota, Dothideomycetes, Mycosphaerellales, Teratosphaeriaceae.